Molecule: messenger RNA, 5398 nt
Organism: Trichosurus vulpecula (common brushtail)
Lineage: Eukaryota; Metazoa; Chordata; Mammalia; Diprotodontia; Phalangeridae
Gene: JAK3
Product: Janus kinase 3
Exons: 25
Coding region: 323-3643 (1106 amino acids)
Biological process (GO): hemopoiesis; peptidyl-tyrosine phosphorylation; cell surface receptor signaling pathway via JAK-STAT
Cellular component (GO): cytoskeleton; membrane; cytosol
Molecular function (GO): non-membrane spanning protein tyrosine kinase activity; ATP binding; cytokine receptor binding
Source: RefSeq, a predicted model, not a curated record
AGUAUCUGUAAGGGGGAAGGGGGAGUCCAGCCAGAGGCUAAAGGAAAAGAGCCCAUGGGGCUGGGGGGUUUUCUUCUCACUCGAUAAGCAGGGAUCCACGGAGCUGUUCCCAGUGCCUUCUUCCUUUGGGGAGCCUUCGGCCAGGUUGUGAGGUCCAUGGGAACGGGGACAGUGUAUCCUAGCUAAACUGGCUUCUUGGCAGUCCCAGCAGAGCACAGCGCAAGGAACAGACACUCACCUUGUGGACUCCCUACAUCCGUACAAGGCCAGGCCAUCUGGAGCAUGCUCUGUCUUGUCUUCGGUGAGAAGGCUUGAGGCUGUCAUGGCGCCUCUGGGGGAGGACACCCCCUUGAUUGAACAGCGGUCCUACAGUCUAUCUUCCAGUGAGGCUGGCUCUCUGCAAGUCUUCCUGUGUCCCCGAAACCCUGGGUCCCCACCGGUCCUCACCUUCUCCUUUGGGGAAUACUCCGCAGAGCAGCUCUGUGUGCAGGCUGCCAAGGCCUGUGGGAUACUGCCUGUAUGCCAUGCUCUCUUUGCUCUGGCCACUGAAGACCUGUCCUGCUGGUUCCCACCCAAUCACAUCUUCACAGUGGAAGAUUCUACCGUCCAAAUUCUUCUUUACAGGAUCCGCUUUUUCUUUCCAAACUGGCUCGGCCUGGAGAAGUAUUACCGCUUUGGGCUGCAGAGGGACAGAGCCAAUGCCAUCCUGGAUUUCCCAGUCCUCGAGUAUCUCUUUGCUCAGUCCCGAAGCGACUUCAUCAAUGGGAGGAUGAAUCUGACGCUGAGCCUCAAGGAGCAGGGAGAGUGCCUGAGCCUGGCAGUGUUGGAUCUGACCCGGAUGGCACAGGAGCGGGGCCUAUGCCCCAAGGAGAUCCUUAAGAAUGUCAGCUAUAAAUCCUGCAUCCCAGGAAGCUUCCGACGCUUGAUUCAGAGUCUCAACUUCGUGACUCGGAAACUUUAUCGUCGGAUGGUGAGUCGAGCCCUACGGAGAAUGGCUUCUUGCCAGGCAGAUGUGCACUCCAUCAUGCUUAAAUACCUCAUGGACCUGGAGAGUCUGAAAUCCAUCCCAGCUUCAGAGACCUUCGAAGGCUGGACGCCAGGGGCUGCAUCUGGCCAGGACCUCAACUGUCUCAUCCACGUGGCAGGAGACAGCGGCAUCUCCUGGACCCCUGCGGGCAGUGAGAGCCCACAGCCUUUCUGUGAUUUCCCUGAAAUUGUUGAUAUUGGCAUCAAGCAGGCCUGCAGGGAAGGUCACCUCAGUGAGAACCGGCUGGUCACUGUUACCAAGACUGACAACAGGAUCCUGGAAGUUGAAUUUCCAACUCUGAGGGAGGCGCUGUCCUUUAUCUCUCUGGUUGAUGGCUACUAUAGACUCACCACUGACGCCCACCACUACUUCUGCAAAGAGGUGGCCCCACCCCAACUCUUGGAGAACAUGGAGAACCUAUGCCACGGUCCCAUCACCUCCGAGUUUGCUGUGAACAAGCUGAAGAUGGGUGGGUCAGUUCCAGGAUCCUAUGUCCUUCGGCAAAGCCCCCAGGACUUCGACAGCUUCCUCCUCACUGUCUGUAUCCAGACACCCCUGGGCCCAGACUACAAGGGCUGCUUAAUCCACCGGGACCUUUCAGGAAACCUCUUCUUGUCUGGGCUGAGCCAGGCCCACAGCAGCCUGCGUCAGCUCCUGGCAUCCUGCUGGGGCUGCGGGCUCCUUGUAGAUGGGACCACUCUGAGCCUCAGUAGCUGCUGCCCCCCCAGGCCCAAAGAAAAGUCUAACCUGAUCAUAGUAAGGAGGGAUUGCAGCCAGUUGCCCCCAUCCCCAGCCCAGGCCUGGCCUCAGCCCCAGCGCCAACUCAGCCAAAUGAUGUUUCACAAAAUUCCUGCUGACAGCUUGGAGUGGCAUGAAAACCUGGGCCAUGGCUCCUUCACCAAGAUCUACCGCGGGAGCCGCCUGGACCAGGUGGAUGGGGAGAGCCACAAGAUAGAGGUUCUACUCAAAGUGAUGGACAGAGCACACCAGAACUGCAUCGAGUCCUUCCUGGAGGCUGCCAGCAUCAUGAGUCAAGUGUCCCACCAGCACUUGGUGCUGCUGCAUGGUGUCUGCAUGGCAGGAGACAGUAUCAUGGUACAGGAGUUUGUGAGAUGGGGGGCACUCGACACCCACUUACGGAAGUGCGGGCCCCUGGUACCUGCCAGUUGGAAGCUCCAAGUGGCCAAGCAACUUUCUUAUGCCCUCAACUAUCUGGAAGACAAAGCCAUCAUCCAUGGCAAUAUCUCCUCCAAGAAAGUCCUCCUAGCGAGGGAGGGGACUGGGGGGAGUCCCCCCUUCAUCAAGCUCAGCGACCCUGGGGUCAGUCCCACUGUGCUGACCGAAGAGAUGCUCACUGACCGGAUCCCGUGGGUGGCCCCCGAGUGUCUGUGGGAUGCCAAGCUGCUGAGCCUAGAGUCGGACAAGUGGAGCUUUGGGGCAACACUCUGGGAGAUAUUCAGUGGGGGCACCAUGCCCCUAAGUACCCUGGAGCCUGCCAAGAAACUCCAGUUCUACAAGGAGAAGCAGCAGCUACCAGCCCUUAAAUGGACGGAGCUAGCCACCCUGAUUGGCCAGUGCAUGGAGUACACCCCUCACCUGCGGCCCUCCUUCCGAGCCAUCAUCCGAGAUCUCAAUAGCCUCAUUACCUCAGAUUAUGAGCUCCUCUCAGAUCUCUCACCUAGCUCCAUGGCAGCCCGGGAUGGACUCUGGAGCAGCACUCACCUGAUGGCUGGCCAGGACCCCACCCUCUUUGAGGAGAGACACCUUAAAUAUAUCUCCCUGCUGGGCAAGGGCAACUUUGGCAGCGUGGAAUUGUGCCGCUAUGACCCACUGGGAGAUAACACUGGCGCGCUGGUGGCCGUCAAGCAGCUACAGAACAGUGGGCCCCAGCAGCUUCGGGACUUCCAGCGAGAGGUGCAGAUUCUGAAAGCGUUGCACAGCGACUUCAUAGUCAAAUACAGAGGCGUCUGCUACGGCCCGGGCCGACAGAGUCUGCGCCUUGUUAUGGAAUACCUCCCCAACGGUUGCCUCCGAGACUACCUGCAGCGUCACCGGGCCCACCUAGACCCCUGCUUCCUCCUCCUCUAUGCUUCCCAGAUCUGCAAGGGAAUGGAGUACCUGGGCUCUCAGAGGUAUGUUCACAGAGACUUAGCCAACAGGAACAUCUUGGUGGAGAGCGAGAGCCACGUGAAGAUCGGAGACUUUGGUCUGGCCAAACUUCUUCCCCAGGACAAAGAAUACUAUGUAGUCAGGGAGCCUGGACAGAGCCCCAUCUUCUGGUAUGCCCCAGAGUCCUUGUCAGACAACAUCUUCUCAAGGGAGUCUGAUGUUUGGAGUUUUGGUGUGGUCCUCUAUGAGCUUUAUACCUAUAGUGACAAAGCCCACAGCCCUUCAGAGGAGUUUUUCCGAAUGAUGGCUUGUGACCGCUCCAUGCCCAUCCUCUGCCACCUCUUGGAGCUGCUCACAGAGGGCAGAAGGCUGCCCACUCCUCCUGGCUGCCCAGGAGAGGUUCAAGAGAUCAUGAGGAACUGUUGGGCCUACAACCCCAAGGAACGGCCCUCCUUCUGUGCCAUGGGUCCCUGGCUUGAUGCUUUGUGGGCUGGGCGCAGAGCGUAGCAGCUGGCGGUGGUACGGGGACAUUGGAGAAGAGUCCUCCAUUUAGGAACUGUAGGGCCUGGGUUCAAAUUCUGACUUUGCUACAGAUUUACUAUGGGACCUUGGGCAAGUUUCCCUUAAGCUCAGUUUCUCCAUUGGUUUAGUUGACUCAAAGUUCUUUUCUAACUCUCAAGUCAAAUAGUUAUAAGAAGAGAAAGGCCUCCUUCCCUCUCUUCCUUUCCUUUUGCAGAAGGGCAAGGUUGAUUGUCCCUAACUCUCAGAUGGAGAAAAGGGACACAGGAACCCAAGAUGGGCCAUGGACAGGCCAGAAGAGGGGAGCUCAUGUGUUUGCUUCUUGGGGAGAUUCCUUACUUUCUACUAGACCUGGAAGUAGGGAAGAGGGAACCAUGUUUGUGCAGUCCCCAGGCCCCACCCUACCCCACCUCCCUUGCUCCAGGGCACUGCCACUCACAAGCCCACCUUCCUCAAACGGCUUUGCCAAUAUCGAAGGAGACUAAAACAACAUUUAACUAGAAUACAGAAUCACUGAAUUAUGGAGUCUGGGUCUGCUUUUGAAACACUCUAAUUCUGGUCUGGGUCUUCAGCCCUCGUACUUACUUGAUUGGAUGGCCACCACAUGUCCCCAGAAAAUUUUCCCCCAGCCAUGCUUACCUUAAAUACACCUAAUAUCUCCUAGCCACCCUCCACUCCCUACACGCCUUGCCAGUGAUGAGGAUAGAUCUUUGUAGCUUGGUCAGCAUCCAAACUGUUUUAAAGUAGGCUGCCUUGAAAGGUAAUGAGUUCCCCAUCAACACAAUUCUCUGAAGUGGCCAAUAGACAGAUGACAAUGAUAUGUCUGGUAUGUUUUAGAGGUCAUUUAUUCUGUAAGAGUUGGUUAAAUGAUCUCUAAGUUGCCUCUGAGAUCUUGUAAGAGUGAUGAACAGCCACCGGGUAAGUUUAUAGAAACCUCCCUUUUUAUAUAACAGGAACCUUGGGGAGGGAGGUGACCAGAGCCUUGGACUAGGAGUUAGGAAGCUUAAACUUCAAUCCUCUGCUUACUUACUAGUUGUGUGACCUCCAGCAAGUUAGCUCCCUUCCCAGAGAUACUAAAAAGUGGCCUAUUUGUUACUCCAUGUCCAUUCUUCCUCCUGUCCCCAGGACUCAGCUGUGCCUUCUGCCCAGAACACCCUCUUUUCUACUAGGUCCCCUCAACAAGCCUCCAGAGGAUACACCCAUGCCCUGCCUAACUCACAAGGAGGGAGGGCUGCAGAAAUGGGAGCUAAUGAUUGCCGUUUUACUCUCAACCUGCUACCUGGGGAGCAGGAGCCCUAGGGAGAAGGAGGCCACAGUGAGGUCUAGAGAUCGAGGGUCACAUUCCCUGGUCCUGUGGACAAAGCCAGUGAGAUAAAAGGACCCGUUUCUAAGGGCCAGGAAUCUGGAGAAGAGAUGGGCGGUGGCCGUGUGGAGCAUUGUCCCCUGUGGGAGACUCACCCCAGGACCCUCCAGGGGGAGGAAGUGCACCCUCCCUUUCCCUCCCCCUCCCCCCUUGAGGGUCCGAUGACAGAAGAUACUAAACAAACAUCCCCUGAGCCUCUAACAGGUCUGACAAGAGGCUGUUCAAAGACCUGUGUGCAUUGUGAGGGGAUAAAGCCGUUAAAAAACAAAAAAGAAGCUGAAGAUAUUUCCAAAGGUUUUCUUUACCUUGGGAGGGAGCCCCGGAUGAAAUUUCAAUGACUAACAAUAAGCAGAAGGCACGGGGUACACCUCCGGAGUUAC